This is a messenger RNA of Kuraishia capsulata CBS 1993, 2451 nucleotides long. RefSeq lists its product as uncharacterized. Gene Ontology annotation, biological process: proteasome-mediated ubiquitin-dependent protein catabolic process. The transcript has a single exon. Bases 1 to 2451 code for a protein of 816 amino acids. NCBI's taxonomy places the organism in Eukaryota, Fungi, Ascomycota, Pichiomycetes, Pichiales, Pichiaceae. The record is from RefSeq and is a predicted model, not a curated record. Gene Ontology annotation, cellular component: GID complex.
AUGAGUGCUCAUGUUAAGCUGGCAAACCUGGAGUCGUUGCCACUCUCAGAGCGUGUAGCAACAUUGGACGAGAUCAAGUUGUCCAUUCUAGGAAAUGACAAAGAAAAGGACAAACUGCUGAGAGACAACCUUCUGGACAAGGUGGUUCAGGUGUUGGAGACAUCAAACAAGGACGAGGAACUUCAACUGGCGGCUAUAAUUGUCCAAUCCUUCUCAUAUCUCAAGACAAAUAUUGAUCAUGUGUUGCAAAAGAAUAUUUUCGGAGUUUUGCUAAGAAGCUCGAUUCGUCACCCGUCACUGUGCAAGUCCAACUUCAAGACAUUGAUAGAUCUAUUGGCAUACCAUUCAGAGUCACAAAUCAACCUGGAUGCAUAUGGCGAGGUUGGGAACGGAGUUAUCCACCAAAUUGUGACAAUCAUCUGUUCAGAUACCACAGAUUCCACUCUUCUGUUUAACACAUGUAUGUUGAUUCCGUAUAUACAAUCGGAGCUUAUGGUGAAGCUACUAGUGCCUAUUUUGCGGCGUCUCUCGGUGCACAUUUCGCCAUUGUUUGCACAGGUUCUCAAAAUAAACAACUCUGAUGUGGAUUCGGUUAGUUUUGCGCAAUGUGAGUGGAAGCAUUCCACUCCUUCACCACCAUCUUCCAAACUCAUAACCUCGGAACUUUCGCCUUUGCUUUAUGCCUUUGCCCAUGUUCUUGAUACAGCACAUAGCAAUGGCCGGCUAGAAAACUUCAGAAUGCCGUUGCCGUUGUAUUACACACUUUGUUCGCUCCUCAAAGUUGACAACAGCAACGUGAAGCUUUCGGUGCUUAAUGUGAUGACGGUUUACUCAAAAACAUUUCUGAGCGGCGAGCUCAAGAGACAGAACUAUCGCAAACUUAUCCCGAGUCUAAUUCAGCUGGUAAGCCGUACAAAAGAUCUAAAAUAUGAUGAGUUCACGCUGAACUCCAAUUUCAAGCUGUCUAGGAAAAUGUCGCCUUUGUACAUUCUCUCACGAUUGAGCGAGGACGACGAGGUCGUGAAUGACUAUCUCGCUGGUUGCAAGUUUAUCGAUAAGAUCUGUGAGAUUGUGAUGUCAAAUUGCAACUUUGUGGGAACAGAUCGCGAGACCACCUUCGUGGAUGAAGGAACCCUUCACAAAGUCAGUGAUUGUCUGCUGAUUUUGUCAUGUGCUUGCGCUUCGAAAGAAGCGUAUCGUGAGGAAGUGGCUAAAUACAAUCUAGGGCCGAUAUUGAUUGAUAUCAUAUCAAGACACGUUGAAAUCCAUGGCGAGUUCUCAGCGAAUAAGCUUUCAGAAUCCCGUCAUGGCGAUUCCAAUGGAGAGCUCAUUCUCAAAAUGUCGAACCGGAUUACUCUAUUUGCAUGCUAUCUCAUCCGGUCGUUAUCAAGAUCUGCUGCCCUACUGAGAACAUAUCUCGUCGACCUUAAGAUGGUGGAUCUACUGAUCGCCAUUCUUCAGCUACCAGAAUUGGACAAUGUGAACUCAGAGCUAAAGGAUGGUGAGAUUUUACUCAAGAGCAUCGUUCUGGGGAUCACGUGUAACGUCAUACUGGACUUUAGUGCCUUGAAGAGUGAGUUGUUGGAUCAUGACAUCAUCUCUGUCCUAGCUGACUUCAUUUCCAACACAGAACACGAUAUAAUACGUCUGAAUUCACUGCUUAUUAUCAGGAAUUUCCUGUUCGGUGAUGAUAUCGUGAAUAAGACAAAUUUUAUACGGAAAGUGACUCUUGAGAAGAUUUUUGAGCUUUGUUAUGACCCCAACCCCAAGAUCAAGGAGCAAUGCUUCAAUAUUCUUCGGAACUUGACUUGUGGAAACUUCAACUACUCGACUCAGGUUGUGCAGACGUUUCCACGAUGCCAGGCUGCUCAGUCUCAUGGCGAUUCCGAUUUUCUGCAGUUUUUGUGCGACAACCUAGCCAGACAUGAAGAUACUCCUGAUAUCGUUAUUGCAAUCAACUAUAUCCUGGUCCACCUGGCUGCUUCUAAUGAUACAAAUAGGUCGUUGAUCAUGUCAAACAGCAACCUCCUUCAGCAACUGGUGCGGUUCUUGGGUGCUGAAGAUGCGACCCCCAACCACAGUGUGAAGUUGAGUUGUGUGUGGAUCGUGAUCAAUCUAACUUGGAAAGACGAUACUUCUAAUGGUUACGGAGAUGAAAAUGAAGACGAUGAAAUCACGCAGCAGGAUGACAGGAUGGAGAUCGAUGACGGCAAUACCGUUGCCAGAAGACUCAGACCCAGAGGCUCCACACAGGCGUCCAGUCGCGAUGAGGAUAAGACACGUUAUAGGCAUUCGCGUCAUCGUGCAAUGAAGCUGAUAGAGAUGGGUUUCUACUCAUGUCUGCAGGCAUUGUCGUCAGAGAUGAACCUUGAUUUGAAGGAAAGAGCCCGGACUGCUCUAUUCCAGCUUGCCUUAUAUGAGGCCGAAGUCACGGGGUUCACCAGGGAUUAG